AUGGGCGGGAAGGAGCAGUGUUUCAGCGCGUUAGGCAGGCGGUGGGCCAGGGGCUCUGUGGAGAGCAUGCACAAGGUCCACAGCUGCAGACGGCGGGCGAGGGUCUUCGCAAUCGGCAACGUCGACAACAACGGCACAAAGACACCGCGAGGGGAGCUGCCCACUCACGGACAGGCACAGGGCCCAGCGCAGGGUUCGCAUACGCCGCCCAGCCCAUCUGAAACCUUGACAGGGCCUGCGCUGGUUCCUGGCGCUAGCAGGCUACGGCCGAACGUCAAGACUCAAGACGGACAGGCCUCUGCUGGAUCCAUGGUUCUGCGCUCGUGUGCAGUCCUGCGGCGGGCCGCUGGUCAUCCACCAGAGACAGAGACAGAGACCAGAGACCAGAAGAGAGAGCCACGAAGACGCGCAUUGCCUGGCCUGGCGCAUAAUUGGAUUUGGAAUGCAGACCUUGUCACACUGCCGCCCUGA
Messenger RNA from Dothidotthia symphoricarpi CBS 119687, 471 nucleotides. RefSeq lists its product as uncharacterized. The record is from RefSeq and is a predicted model, not a curated record. The transcript is spliced from 2 exons. NCBI's taxonomy places the organism in Eukaryota, Fungi, Ascomycota, Dothideomycetes, Pleosporales, Dothidotthiaceae. The coding region runs from base 1 to 471 and encodes 156 amino acids.